Neoarius graeffei (lesser salmon catfish) is the source of this 1748-nucleotide messenger RNA. It is a transcript of the gene ssbp2a, whose product is annotated as single stranded DNA binding protein 2a. The transcript has 17 exons. Gene Ontology annotation, molecular function: single-stranded DNA binding; protein binding. Bases 98 to 1177 code for a protein of 359 amino acids. Lineage: Eukaryota; Metazoa; Chordata; Actinopteri; Siluriformes; Ariidae. Gene Ontology annotation, cellular component: nucleus. Gene Ontology annotation, biological process: positive regulation of transcription by RNA polymerase II. The record is from RefSeq and is a predicted model, not a curated record.
CUGCGCGUGUCGCCAUGGUGACGGCGCGCGGCUUGACUGCGUGACGCGUUGACAGGUUGCGCGCGCGCGCGGCUGUAGUGUAGUGCUGUGCGCGAGCAUGUACUCCAAGAGCGCGCGGGUGCCGUCGGACAGUCAAGCCCGAGAGAAGUUAGCCCUUUAUGUUUAUGAAUAUCUGCUGCAUGUCGGAGCACAGAAAUCAGCACAGACCUUCCUCUCAGAGAUCCGAUGGGAGAAGAACAUCACGCUGGGAGAGCCACCUGGGUUCCUUCACUCCUGGUGGUGUGUUUUCUGGGAUCUCUACUGUGCAGCUCCAGAAAGGAGAGAAACAUGUGAACAUUCAAGUGAGGCCAAAGCUUUCCAUGACUAUAGUGCAGCAGCAGCCGUACCCAGCCCUGCAAGUGGGAAUCUCCCUCCCGGAGAGGGAAUGUCGUUACCCCCUGGAUUCUUCCAGCAGUUCAUGUCCCCUCGUUGCCCCGGAGGCCCCAGAGCUCCUCUCAGAAUGCCCACUCAGGCAAUGGGCCCAGGCAGCCAGCCACUCUUAAGUGGGAUGGAUCCUAUGAGACAGCCAAGUGAGAUGUUUCCCACUAUUCUCAGCCAUCUUCACAUGAAUGGGCCAAUGCAGAGAAUGAUGCCUCCAAGAGGAAUGGUUCCUAUUGGACCACAGAACUUGGCAGGUGGAAUGAGGCCUCCUGUACAUUCAUUAAUGGGACCAGCAAUGCCUGGCAUGGCUCCAGGAGGAGGGAGGUCUUGGAUAAAUCCUCCAAAUACCAACUCGAUUCCAUACUCAUCCUCAUCUCCAGGAAGUUACACAGGUCCAACAGGAAGUGGAGGAGGAGCUCCAGGGACACCAGUCAUGCCCAGUCCUGCAGAGUCAACCAGUUCAGGGGACAACAUGUACAGUGUGAUGAAUUCAAUCCAUCCAAAUGGAAACAGGCCAAAUUUUCCUGUUGGUCCUUGUGUUGAUGGUACAAUGGGAGGAGUUGCAGGAAUAGAAAGCCAUCCUCUUAACGGCUCAUUAGCAUCAGGUGACAUUGACAGCCUCCCAAAGAGCUCCCCUGGGAACCUAAGUAUGAACACCCAGCCCAGUACACCAAGAGGUGAUGGAGAAAUGGCAAACAGCUUCCUCAACCCCUUCCAGAACGAGAGCUACUCUCCCAACAUGACGAUGAGCGUGUGAGACUGAAUGGAGCACCGAAGAAACAAUUGCACUUGGAUUCUCCUCAUCGAUGGACAUUCAAACAUUUUCCUGAUCCAGCACAGCCAAUCUGAACGAACCACAUGCAGGCUUGUUAGGCUUGUUUUAGUCUGUCUCUGUAGCUCAAGUGUGGAAAAAGAAGACUCCAAAUGUUUCUGCAGGAUUUCUGCUUCAUCUCUCGUGCUGUCUGUCUGUCUGUCUGUCUGUUGUAACUGUAUCUUAAUGCGUAAGAUAAUGUGUAAUGUUAUCUUUGAGUCAUUUUGUUAAAUUUUGUGGGGAAUUUCUUCUGAUAUGAAAGGAACACAGCAGUGGGGAUUGCUGCUUUUUUUUAAAGGAAGCAUCACUGUUAGCCAGCUGUCUACAAAUGCGAUGUAUUUUUUUAAUUGACCCUGAGGAUUCCAUGGAAAGGGAUGUUGAUAGAAAGCUUAUGUUUCUUGUUUUUAAAGUGGCCAAGUUCUUUUCCGAUUAUUGUGUAUAUUGUGGCAGUUUCAAUUAUCGAUUACAUUUUUCUUGCACAUUUCCUGUAACAAUACAUUUUGUUUACAUAAUACAA